Molecule: messenger RNA, 396 nt
Organism: Cylindrotheca closterium
Lineage: Eukaryota; Bacillariophyta; Bacillariophyceae; Bacillariales; Bacillariaceae
Source: the annotation of a GenBank genome assembly
AUGAACUCUUUCCUUGCUUCUCUUCUCUUUGCUGUCUGCCUGUUGGUCUCUUCUCAUGCCUUCAUGGCCAUUCGUCAUCCUCAACAUCACUUUGGUGUUCAAUUUUCAACAAUCGAGGAUCAGUCGCCCUCUUGCUUCUCGUCAGUUCCAAAAUUGAACGAAAUCGAUCUAAUGGCGAUUGAAAACGCUGCCGAAUUGUGCAUGCACUCUGAUAAGGCCAUUCGUGAUACCUGUGAUAUGGAGCAAUACGAUGCCUUGGUUUAUAGAUUGCAAGCCCAACGGGCCAUGAUGCUCGAUCAAGUGGAAUACAUUGAUGAUUUGUUGAAUCGAAUGCAGGGAAACAGUGCCAUGAUGAUGGAUGAUUUCAGUGCCAUGAUGAUGAUGGAUGAGAACUGA